This is a messenger RNA of Neltuma alba, 1266 nucleotides long. Its product is annotated as syntaxin-121-like. Gene Ontology annotation, biological process: exocytosis; intracellular protein transport; vesicle fusion. Gene Ontology annotation, cellular component: plasma membrane; endomembrane system; SNARE complex. Gene Ontology annotation, molecular function: SNARE binding; SNAP receptor activity. The transcript has 2 exons. Bases 178 to 1071 code for a protein of 297 amino acids. NCBI's taxonomy places the organism in Eukaryota, Viridiplantae, Streptophyta, Magnoliopsida, Fabales, Fabaceae. The record is from RefSeq and is a predicted model, not a curated record.
CCAAACCCUUUGACCUGCUAUGCAUUACUUCUUCUACGGCCCCUAACUGAUACAACCAUUUGACCAGUCUCUUCAGAAGACCUUUGAAUUUGGUUAUAUUGUGAUUCAUUCAGAUAGAUCAUCCCAUAUCCUGCUGUAUUUUCAUUCCAAAAUCCUUCCUUUUCUGUGGCCUCCAAGAUGAACGACUUGCUCAGCUCCUCCUUUUCCCCCUCCGCCGAGGACAACCACCACCAUGUCAUCCAGAUGACGGAGCUGACUGACGGUGCCAACCUCGACAAGUUCUUCGAGGAAGUGGAUUCCCUCAAGAAGGAGCUCAACGAGCUGGAGCGCCUCAACCAAUCCCUCCGAAGCUCCCAUGAACAGAGCAAGACUCUUCACAACGCUAAGGCCGUCAAGGACCUCCGCUCUCGCAUGGACUCUGACGUCACCCUCGCCCUCAAGAAAGCCAAGCUCGUCAAGCUCCGCCUCGAGGCACUCGACCGCUCCAACGAACAGAACCGCAGCUUGCCCGGCUGUGGACCCGGCUCCUCUUCCGACCGGACUCGAACUUCAGUGGUCAACGGCCUGAGAAAGAAGCUCAAAGACUCCAUGGAGAGCUUCAACAACCUCAGGCAACAAAUUUCCACCGAGUACAGAGACACCGUACGGCGUAGGUACUACACGGUCACCGGCGAGAAUCCCGACGACAAAACCGUCGACCUCCUUGUCUCUACCGGGGAGAGUGAAAAUUUCCUGCAGAAAGCGAUUCAACAGCAAGGGAGAGCGAGCGUGUUGGACACGAUCCAUGAGAUUCAAGAGAGGCACGACGCGGUGAAAGAGAUAGAGAGGAAUCUGAAUGAGCUGCACCAGGUGUUCUUGGACAUGGCAGUGCUGGUCCAGGCGCAGGGGGAGCAGUUGGAUGAUAUAGAGAGCCACGUGGCAAGAGCCGAUUCGUAUGUGAGAGGAGGGGCGCAGCAGUUGCAUGUUGCGAGGAAGCACCAGAAGAACACGCGGAAAUGGACUUGCAUAGCCAUCAUACUGCUCAUCAUUAUUAUAUUGAUUAUAGUUCUCCCCAUUGUGUUGAGAAAAUGAGAUUUCACAUACAAUAUGGUUUGAUGUUCCUGGCGGCUACGAAUCAGUCAACUCACGCCUCCUUCCCCUUCUUCACCCUUGCAUUACAAAACUACCUUUUUUGUCUCUGUAUUCAUUAUGUCAAUUUUUUGGUCGUGUGUUGCUAUAUAGAUUAGCCAUUUAUUCUUAUUAAUACUACCUAUGUGUUUGAAGACC